Xyrauchen texanus (razorback sucker) is the source of this 4756-nucleotide messenger RNA. Its product is annotated as Golgi-associated PDZ and coiled-coil motif-containing protein-like. The record is from RefSeq and is a predicted model, not a curated record. The transcript is spliced from 9 exons. Gene Ontology annotation, molecular function: transmembrane transporter binding. Gene Ontology annotation, cellular component: trans-Golgi network transport vesicle; Golgi apparatus; membrane. Bases 202 to 1569 code for a protein of 455 amino acids. Gene Ontology annotation, biological process: negative regulation of protein localization to cell surface. NCBI's taxonomy places the organism in Eukaryota, Metazoa, Chordata, Actinopteri, Cypriniformes, Catostomidae.
GCUGUUGACUUGCAUUCGAUUUCGGAUUUCCUGGACAGAUGCGCUCGCGGAAAACAUCACUUGCACUACGAUCACCCUCACUAUCUGUCCGUUAAGCAGCCUGGAGUUAACACAACUUUAAACAGCCAAGUGAUCUCGCCUGGGAAAAGAGUAAACUAGAGUUAUUUGUGUGUUCUUCCUGUAUACGUGUUGGUGUUGAAUAUGUCUGCGGCCGCUGGCGCUGCUCUGUCUCCCGGUUCGGCCCUCUCCGCCGGUCCUGCUGCGAGUCCCGGCUACGGCAUGUCCAUGUUCCGAUGGCUGGAAGUGCUGGAGAAAGAGUUUGAUAAGGCGUUUGUGGAUGUGGAUCUGUUGCUGGGAGAAAUCGACCCGGAUCAGGCUGACAUCACGUACGAGGGCCGUCAGAAGAUGACCAGUCUCAGUUCAUGUUUUGCUCAGCUGUGUCAUAAAGCCCAAACCAUCUUUCAGCUGAACCACAAACUAGAGGCUCAGCUGGUAGACCUGCGCUCAGAGCUGACGGAUGUUCAGGCAGAGAAGGCCGUGGUGGAGAAGGAGGUUCAUGAACAGCUUCUGCAACUCCACGCCAUGCAGCUUAAACUCCAAGCCAAAUCUGGCCAGAUGGUGGACUCUGACUCCAUCAAGGACAGGAUGCCUGUGCCCUCAGUGGAGGAGAUGGAGAAGGAACUGGAGGCAAGUAAGAAAGAAAAGGUGAAAGAGGUCAAGUUGGAGGCAGAGGUCAAGAUGCUCAAGAAAGAAAACGAGGCCCUCCGCAGGCAUAUUGCGGUACUACAGGCAGAAGUGUAUGGAGCCAGACUGGCAGCCAAGUACCUGGACAAGGAGCUGGCUGGGAGAGUGCAGCAGAUCCAGUUGCUGGGGAGAGACAUGAAAGGACCAGCUCAUGACAAACUGUGGAAUCAACUUGAAGCUGAAAUUCACCUGCACCGCCAUAAAACAGUCAUCCGAGCCUGCAGGGGGCGCAAUGAUCCCAAGAAGCCCUUGCCAUCACCAGUAGGGCAUGAAACAGAUUCUUUGAAAAAGACCCAGGGAGUCGGCCCUAUACGCAAAGUGGUUCUGACUAAAGAAGACCAUGAGGGACUUGGCAUCUCCAUCACUGGCGGUAAAGAGCACGGAGUUCCCAUCCUCAUCUCCGAGAUCCAUCCCACCCAGCCUGCAGAGCGCUGUGGAGGCCUACAUGUGGGAGAUGCCAUCUUAGCUGUCAACAACAUCAACCUGAGAGAUGCAAAGCACAAAGAGGCUGUCACCAUUCUCUCACAGCAGAGGGGGGAAAUCGAGUUUGAAGUGGUUUAUGUGGCUCCAGAGGUGGAUUCUGAUGACGAGAACGUUGAAUAUGAGGAUGAUAGUGGCCAUCGUUAUCGCCUGUACCUGGACGAACUAGAGGAGGGAUCAGAAGCCAAUCACAACAAUGGCACUGCUGACCCCACCUCCCUAUUAGCUGUGGGGAAGCACUUAGCAAGUAACAGAACAGAGAACGGAGAUUCAGCCUUGUCCAGUGAGAGCCCGUCGGAGGACAAGACCUCCAAGACAGCAGAGUCUAUAGAGAGUUCCUCUUAGACCUCCAGACAAAAGAAAAAAAUCCUGGAGAUGGAAGAAGAGCAUCAGAUGUGAAGAUGGAGAGCAGAAAGAGAUUAAAACUGCACAUGUAUAUAUAAUAUGUAACAUAAGAAAUUCUUCUUGUUUUAUGGCGCAUGAGGAACAGACUGCGUUGACGUCCACUGGAGAUGGACUAAACCAAUGAGAAACACUGAGAGGACACAUUUUUACUCCGCGGCUACAAAGGACUGUCUGAAAAUUCACUUCAUAUCAGUUUAGUUGCAACAAAACAAUUGAGAGAGAAAAAUGCAGCGCUAAGUAAGAUGAGAAAUGUGAUGGGUUUAAAAAGAAUUAGAUGGUACAAGCGUUUUGAUUCUCAUUUCCUCUUGUGUAAUCUUUCUGUGCAUUUAAAGGGAUAGUUCACCCCUCUUGUUGUUCCAAAACGUGUAUGACAGUCUUUUGUUCAUAGAAGAAAGUCAUACAAGUUUGGAACAAUAUGAUGGGCAGUAAAUGACAGAAUUGUAAUUUUUGUGUGAACUGUUUUUUUAUGGUUUCUGUAGGUCAGCUGAAUUUAAACUGAUAUGUAGGUUUCCUAUUUAAAUGAUUCAUAUUUCUCACGUGCUUCUAAAGUAGAUGGAUAAAGCAAUGAGUAACUGUUUACUCAAUGUGUAUAAAACAUCAAUAGUUUUUAACCUUUCAGUUUUAGCCUAAUGUGAGUCAAAUCUAAGAUGUUAACGCUGCUGACCCAUCCUCUAUAGCAUAGGUAAACAGGAUGAUGCUACUUCCUGUUUCGCAGAGGGGUCAGUCUUACGGUCCUCUUCCUUUUUAUUCUCUGCAUUCGUCACUUAUUAAUCCAAGAACAAAAAUUUGCAGUUUUCCAGUUGCCAUAAUGUUGAUUGAAGAGAUUAAUUAUCUAGGGAGAAUUUUUAAGAGUUAAAGGGAUAGUUCACACAAAAAUGAAAAUCCUCUCAUCAUUUACUCACCCUCAUGUCAUCCCUGAUUUGUACGACUUUCUCUCUUCUGCAGGACACAAUAGUUUUUUUUAUUUUUUAUAAGAAUAUCUCAGCUGUGUAGGUCCUCACAAUACAAGUGAAUGGGGUCCAAAACUUUGAAGCUGCAAAAAGCAAUCAAAGUAAUCCAUAAAACUCCAGUGGUUUAAUCCAUGUCUUCAGAAGUGUUUUUGGGAGAGAACAGUCAGUAAUGUAUCUCAAUUUUCACUAUAAGUCUUGACAACAGUCUCUUUUGCAUUUUUGGGUGAACUAUUCCUUUUAAGAGUGAAUUUCAAGCAGCAUUGUCCAGGUCAUAUUACACUCCAAAAUAAAAAGAAAUAAAUAAGAAAUUAUAUUUUGCGUAAUGAAAACGGAAGCCUGUUUAAGGAAAAGCAUCCUGUCCAGACACAUUGAUUUCUUUUACAUCUGUAUAAAUUAAAUCCAGUAAAAAACAAAAUGCAACCAUGAUGUAUGCUUAAAUAAUAGAUUUUGUGUGUGUGUGUGGCGGGGGGGUUGGUGUGGGGUAAUGCAUGCUUAAAGGAAUUUUAUGGAUUCAAUACAAUUUAAGAUCAAUUGACAGCAUUUGUAGCUGUCAUAAUGUUGAUUACCACUAAAACAUAUUUUCAACUCAUCUAUUAUUUAUUACAAAUAAAAAGCAAAAUUGCUGUUACAGAUAGGCAACUACAAUGUAAUGGUUUGGGGGCAGGCCAUAAACAUUCAAAUAUACACUUUCAAAAGUACAGCCACAACAUUAUUUGUGUUGACAUGAUUUUAGAGUGAUAAACUGGCUUAACCUUAUCAGUGUAAAGUUAUUUCCAUAUAACUGUGGCCAUGUCAAGGCAAAGCUGUAAACCCUGUAAAUGAUUUUAUCACAUAAAUGGGUAUAAUGUUUACAUAUUUUGGCUAUACUUUUGAAGUGGUGUAUAUUUUAAUGUUUAUGGACUGACAGUAAGGCACUGUAAAAUCAUUGAUUUUCCGGAACAUUCCUUUAAUUGUCAUAAAAUAAUGUCACAAUGCAAAAAAUCUUAAUGGUUACAAAAUUAGACUCUGAUAUUUGAAAUAUAAUUUCCUAUUUUAUUCUGAGGUGAAAUAUGACGAAUAUUUCUUCCACCAUUCCAUAUCUUCAGAGGAGUAUUUUGAACUUCUUUGCCAUAUACUGUAGGCCUAAUAGUGCCAUAGGUCCUACUGUAUUAAGUGUGUUUGAAAGAGAUUACUGAUAUUGGUUAAGGGUAAGUGUACUUGUAUUAUUAGAUGGCAACGUAGCAUAGUUUAUUUAAAUGUAUUUAAUCAAGCCAGUUUACUCUAUAUUUUGUGAAGAAAAACUAUAGAAGGGUACAAACAUUUUGAUAUGAGCUUUAGAGGAGUUGAAAUAACAAUCUUCCCAUUUGGCUAUCUUGGUUCUGGUGCCUAAAAUCUGUGAAUUGUAAUUACUGUAUAGCUCGCUAAAAGAGAAUUCCAUAAUCAUCAGUGUUGCUUUUCUGCCAUUGAGUUAUUUAACAUCACUUCAUUCUCAAACUGUGGAAUAUCUAUUUCUCAAUAGCAUCUUUGACUGAAUCUCAAGACCUUCUCUGUUGUCCAAAAGGUGUUUAUUAUAAGACAACAGACCAAAUGCACAAAUCUGACUGUCUGUACACUGAUUACUAUAUAUAAAUUAAAUAAAUGGGCUGUAUAGCAACAUACAUCUUCCCUAAACAUGCUAAAGUGUAGCCUAAUUGCUAUAUAUAAUAUAAAAUGAUCUACAAUCACACUGUUUGUCUGUUAUUUGUCACCUCACUGUUGUUUACAUAUGUGUUUUAGAUGUUAGGCUGAUGAGGGAAGUCAGGACAAUCAGCUCAUUUAGCCAUACAGUCUUAUCAGUAUGUGGGCUGGUUCAAUGGACUAUUGUUGUUAAUUGUAUUUCCUUGUUACUGAUUAGUUCAUCUGGGUGGUUAUUAGUCAGGUGUGAUGUGUGCCUGCAGGGCACCAGUUGCUUCCCACACUGCCAGUGCAUGGCACAGCACAAACGCAACUUGGAUCUGGAUGUCAAAGAUUUCCCACUUUUCACCUGUUUUCCCAAAAUGUUUCUCAAUUGUGAUUAAAACAACAACAAUAUAUUUUUAAACCACUUAUUAUUAUUUUUUUAAGUGUCUGAAGAAAUGUGUUUCUGAAACAUAUAUUUGGAAAUGUUCCAAAUGUAGUUAAUGUAUGACAUGAAAUAUUUCAAUAAACGUAAAUUUACU